Molecule: messenger RNA, 141 nt
Organism: Kluyveromyces marxianus DMKU3-1042
Lineage: Eukaryota; Fungi; Ascomycota; Saccharomycetes; Saccharomycetales; Saccharomycetaceae
Gene: EMI1
Product: Emi1p
Exons: 1
Coding region: 1-141 (46 amino acids)
Source: RefSeq, a predicted model, not a curated record
AUGAAAGAGUUUGAGAAGUUCAAGUUCUGUGUAUUACACAGCAAAGACCCAGUAAAGGUUCAAGAGUGGUAUAAAGACCAGUGGCAGAAGAACCAGGAGAGAAGAGGUACUUCUGACGACAUCUGGAAAGAGAGAGUGUAA